UUGAUCGUUAUUUUACGCGCGCCGAUGUCUCCGGACGGAACGUUUAUUUUUAUCUCCACCAUUUUUAUCCCCAUUGGCGCGAUUUUAGCACGCUGGAAUUUAAGAUAGCCCGUGAAUAUGUCUGAACUACUCGGGAGGAUCAUAGUGAUCAAAAGAAACGGCGCAGACGGGGCCCACUUCCCCUUGUGUACGAGAGAAUGCCUGUUCGGAAGGAAUAACGAGUGUGAUAUACGAAUACAGUUGCCCAACGUUUCGAAGGAACACGCAAGGAUAACGGUGGAUUCAGAGAAACAAGUUUGGCUGACCAAUCUAAGCACUUGCUCAAAGACUCUGUUGAAUGGUACAUCCCUGGCAGUGGAGCCCCUUCAAGUCAACCAUUUGGAUGUUUUUACAAUCUCUGACAGAUCCUUUAGAUUUGAGUUCCCUGCACCCCCCAAGAAGUCUCCCAAGAAAUCCCCCAAGAGUCCCAAAAGACGGUCAAGCGACAGUGGCCCUCUGAAGGCUAAACAGGAAGGCCAGUCUCCUAAGGACCCUAUCCCUAAAGGCAGUCCACGUACCCCUCCCGUCACCAGUAAAAGGCGAAGCUUGAAGGAGAACAUACAAUUUCUGCAGACAAUGGCUGCACCUCUUGAGGAAGUUGAUGAGAGCAUUCUUUCCCCCUUUGUUAAUAAUACACAAAGUCAAGGGAAGACCACCACUCCUAAGAGUUCCAAAAAGCGUAGGGAGUCUAAAAGUAAGCGGGUAUCAUUUGGCCCAAUGCUUAGUCCUGAGCAGUUUGACAAAGAACUUCCUCCGGCCACUCCUGUUAGACGAGGUGCUACCCCAAGAAGGGUGUCUUCAGAUAGAAAGAGUCUCCUUAUGGAUCAGAAGAAAAAGCACAUAGUUAAUGAAAACAGGAUUGAGGAACUUCCUGAAGAGGAAGCAACACCCAAGACCCCUGAGGAGGUUAGAGAAAACAAGAUUGAAGAACCUGAAGAGGAAGCAAUAUCCAAGACCCCUGAGGAGGUUACAGAGAACAAGAUUAAAGAACUUCCUGAAGAGAAAGCAACACCCAAGGAGGUAAAGGAGACUCCAAGGAGAUCAAGCCGACGCUUGAGUGCACCACAGAAUACUGAAGAAAAAGUUGAAACACCAAAAAGCAGCAAAAAGGAGAAGCUUAGUGAGCUCAAGAGGAGGCUAGCUACACCCAUGCGGGAGGCUAUUGAGGCUGGCAUUGCUUUGAAGCAGACAAAGAAAAAGCUGGCGACCCCACUCAGGGAGGUGAUCAAGUCCAAACCCAAGCUCAAGGAGACCAAGAAGAAGCUUGCUACUCCAUUAAGAAAGGAGAUUCAGAGCAAACCUGCCUUAAAGGAGACAAAGAAGAGGUUAGCCACACCAAUCAGAGCAGAAAUCGAGAGCAAGCCAAAACUGAGGGAAACGAAGAAAAAGCUAGCUACUCCUGUCAGAGCAGAGAUUGAGAACAAGCCAAAGCUUCGACACACUAAAAAGGUAAUGGAAACAGCCCUACAAGACGAGAUCAAGAUGGGCAAGAAACUGAAUCCAACCAAGAAAGUGAUGGCUUAUGAUAUGCAGAUUGAGAUCAUCCGAGGAAAGAAGCUGAGAGCCACCAAGAAGAAAAUGCCAGAAGAACUACAAAAAGAAAUUGUACAAGGGACAGAUCUUAAAAAGACAAAGAAAAAAAUAGCAACACCCUUGAGGAAAGCCAUUCAGGAAGGUGUGCAGCUGAAGAAAACUAUGAGGAAAAUGGACUCUCCAAUGAUAAAGGAGAUUGAAGGUAAGGCAGAACUAAAGUCUGUGAAACGACGCAAGUCUAGUUCAGGCUCAGUGGAUGAACAGCCCCUGAAGAAACUUAAGACAAGAAAGUCUACAAGUGAGAAAGAAUCUGCUGAUGUAAAGAAGGCAUUGAAGACACCAUUAAAGAAGGACAUUGAGAAAGGAUUCAAGCUUCGUCAGACCAAGAGGAGCAUUCGUACUCCUCUGAAACGCCAGAUACACCAGCGACCAUCACUCCGUGCAGUGAGAAGGAAGUCUACCAGUGCGGCAAAGCCCAAGACUCCCAGGAAGCCAACAUAUGCUGAGAUCCUGAAGCGGCCAAAGAAAACUCCAGUAAGACGACUCCCCAAGAAGAUAGUUCCUGACAUCAACUUUAUCAAGAAAACAGCAGAGGAAAAGAAAACUGCAGCUACUAAAGCAUCUGCUCCAUUUGUAUUUACUGCAGUUCAGCCAAAACCCGAAGCUGUUGUGCAGACCAAGAACUGCAGAAGCUCUGUGCGAAAAUCUGGAAACUGGUUAGAUACUAUUUCCAAGUCACUUCAAGCGAGGAAAGAGGCAGAGUGCACGGAAGAGAACUUUGAAGGUUUGCGAGAAAUGUUCGCAACCCCAGAUGCACCCCAGCGACAAAAGAAAUCAACCAAGAAAUCUGGAAACUGGCUGGAUACUAUCUCCAAAUCGCUUCAGGCCAGAAAGGGAGCAGAGAUCCAGGAGGACUUUGAGGGCUUAGAGCAACUGUUUGCUACUCCUGUGUCAACCCAACAGAUACGAAAGUCAACCAGGAAAUCUGGAAACUGGCUGGACACAAUCUCUAAGUCACUUCAAGUCAGGAAAGAAGCAGCUGAAGAUCAGGAGGCCUUUGAGGGCUUGCAAGAAAUGUUUGCUACACCAGACCAAGUCCAGCAGAGGCGAAAAUCAAGCAGGUCAGCCAAUAAGGCAAAGGCAGCAACCCCAAAAGCCACCCUACAGGUUAUUGAGGCUAAAGUGCCUUCUACUACACCGUCUCUGAGGUCUGCCACCAAAGUUUCAACUCCUGCUUACCAAGUUGUGGAGGCGAUAGAACCAGCUAAGACGCCAUCUCUUCGCACAAAAAAUGAAGUCUCUGCUGUUGUCGCUACUCCUGAAUUCAUCAUAGUCGAAGCAGUUGAACCUGGUAAAACUCCAUCAUUGCGAUCUGCAAACAAGCGAAGAGACGCCAAGGCACUAGAGGUUGUAACAGCCGUACAGCCUGUAAAUACACCAUCUCUACGAUCAGCACAAAAGCAAAUCACUGUUGCAAACACUAGCUUGAACGAGCACGAGGUAAACGAAUUCCAGCUGGAAUUGCCAGAAACCCCUCCCGUAGAAGCAUUACCAUCGCCAAAGGCAAGCGAGAAGGCAUCCACCCGCAGGAGUGAAGGACUCACUGGAGUCAAGAGGCUAUUGAAGACUCCAAAAGUUAACAAUAGCACUACCUCGCCUGAGAACAACUUCCAGACCAGCCUCUUCACCAGUCCAAUGCAGUCAUCUCCUCAAAGCCCCAAGGCUAAGAAAACCAGAAAUGCUGUUGCUGAUGUUAACGAAAAUUUUGCUGUUGGAGCCCAACUCUGUCGCAAGAGCAUGGGAUUGACUGGUGUUUCUCGUCUCUUCAAGUCCCCCAAGAUCAGGAAUGCAAUUGCUGACGUUGAAGAUAAUUUCGAGGCCUCCCUUUUCGCCUCACCUGUACCCCAAUUCACGAAGAAGACGCCCAAAGCCAAGAACACAGCUGAUCCAGCUAAUAGCUUUGUCCCUGAGCUAUUCAACACUCCCGAGGGCUUCACUGUAAAACCUAAAUCCGCGGCUAAGAGGAAACUGGCUGCAGACACUCCUACAGCUGCUAUAGUGGAGUCUGAAGAUUCUGGAUUCUCUGAAAGUGAGGCUGUCCCACGCCCCAGAUCCAUUCGAGGGAAGAAACCUGCCUUGGAAAAAACACCGAGUGAACCAAAACCGAAGAAGGCUCGUGUAACAAGAGAAACUCAAGUAAAAACCACACGGUCUACCAGAAGCAAAGCAGCAGCACCAAAAUCCAAGAAAAAACCCUCUGCAAAGAGUGGGUCUGCAGCUGUAUUCGAGACCCCCAAGCCUACUAAAUACCAGCGCACUGCCUUGGAACCAAUCCAGGAGGUACCAACACCUAUGACCACUCCCCGAAACACCAGACUUCGCAAGGAUUCCGUAAUGUCCCCUACCCUGGAGGCAAUCCAAGAGCAGGCUCCUGCCAUGGAGAAUGUCGUCGAGGAAGUAGAGAAGCUGCCCGCCAAGAAGACGCGAGGAGCGAAGAGAAAGGCACCAGCAUCUGGAAACGCAGAAAAGAAAGCAAAGGCUGAGCCUGUUGUGGUCGAAGAAGAAGUGAUUGAGGUCCCCGCUCCCCUACCUUCAAAGCGGGCAGCACGCGGAAAGAGAACAACUGACAAAGUCCAAGAAGUGAAGUCUACUCGUGGUUCAAGAGCCACACGAAGCAGAAAAGCCGCUGAGGCUGAGAAGGCCGAGGUUGUAGAGGUAACACCCGUCAGUGAGCCUAAGCCCAAGCGCGCUACUCGAGGUCAAAAGGCAAGUGAAACAUCGAAAAAAGAUGAGACGGCUGUGGAAGAGUCUAAGCCCGUCCGCGCUAGCCUGGGACGCAAAGGUAAAGUGGCAGUUGCUGUGACGGAGACAAUGGAGAACAAAGACGAAGAGGUUGUCGAGAAGGAACCUGUCAAGGAGACCAAGCGCGCUACGCGGGGGCGCAAAGCUGUAACCGCGGAUAAAACCAAGACAAAUGACGAGGAUCAAAGAGCGCCUACCAAGCAGACCAAGCGGGCUACGAGAGGGCAAAAUGCUGCAAAUAAAAAACCGAUCGCAGCCGCUGAGGUUGAGGAUGCUCGAACAGCUAUCGAAGAAGAAGCGCCUGUCGAAGAGGUCCAGCCAAAGCGUGCAACCGGCAAGGCAUCAGCCAAGCCAACUCGCUCCACACGCGGCAAGAGAUCGCAGACCGAUGAAGCAUCUGCUGAGGGAGAAAAGCCGACAUCGACUCGUCGGGGUCGGAAAGCAGCAAAGAAGGACGUCUCCAUUGAAGUGAUCGAGGAAGCUGUGACUGCUGAAGAACCUAAAGCAACCCGUUCGACACGAGGCAAAAAGAGGAAGGCUGAGGAGGAACCGAUCGUGGUGGAAGCGGAAGCUAUUGAAGAGCCCAAGGCAGCACGAUCAUCCCGAAAAUCUACCAAGGCACAGGAGCCUUUAACUGAACCAAAGGCGAAAGUCACGAAGACUAGGUCCGCCCGUGGAAAGAAACGAUUAGCAGAGCCCAUUUCUGAUGAUAUCCAAGUUGUCGAAGAUGCCCCAAAGACACGUUCUACCCGGGGAAUGAAAAAGGCGAAAGUUGAACCAAGCUCAGCCGAGGAAGUUCCGAAGUCUACCCGAAAGACUCGCGGAAAAAAGAAAGCAGUCGCCGUAGAAAAGCCUGUCACCACCAGAGUAACGAGGAACAGAACGUCUAGAAGGAAGUGAACAUAAAAGGAACUGUCUCUCACGCCUGUACAUAACAUUCAUAGUUUUUAUUCAUCGCAGACCGUUUGCGCCGACUUUUUGUCAAUGAAAUGCGUGUUUUUUAUAUUUUUUUGAAAUUGUUUUUAAAAAUCAACCAUAUAAUCUUCAUCGUUGUAGCAUAGUCUUAAAUAGUUUCAGAUUUAAAGUAAGUUUGCAGUCUGUGAAAAUCAAACUGCGCUAAAUAGUUGAGGAACAUGUAUACCCUGUAUAUAGCGCGCCUCGCGUGCUAGGGAUAUCGCCUGUAUUGUUGCAGUUUACAAUGCAUCCAUGCACAGCGGAUAGUAGCUAGCAUGAAUGCACCGAACACGCCCACUGUACAUAGUCAUCUAUCGGGCCCAAAUAAAUUAUAAUCUAUA
This is a messenger RNA of Nematostella vectensis (starlet sea anemone), 5669 nucleotides long. Its product is annotated as titin. NCBI's taxonomy places the organism in Eukaryota, Metazoa, Cnidaria, Anthozoa, Actiniaria, Edwardsiidae. Gene Ontology annotation, biological process: regulation of chromosome segregation; regulation of mitotic nuclear division. Gene Ontology annotation, cellular component: chromosome; nucleus. The record is from RefSeq and is a predicted model, not a curated record. Gene Ontology annotation, molecular function: actin binding. The transcript has 6 exons. The coding region runs from base 118 to 5274 and encodes 1718 amino acids.